AUGGCCAACAAGCUCGCCACUUCCCUCCUCGCUGCCUGCUUCGCCGCCGCCGUCCUCCUGGCGCUCGCCGCACCUGCAGUGCUCGCCGGCGACCCCGACAUGCUCCAGGACAUCUGCGUCGCCGACUACAAAUCCCUCCAGGGCCCACUGCGGCUGAACGGAUUCCCGUGCAAGAGGCCGGAGAACGUGACGGCGAACGACUUCUUCUCCAACGUGCUGGCGACCCCGGGCAACACGGGCAACGCGGUGGGGUCCGCGGUGACGUCGGCGAACGUUGAGAAGCUCCCGGGGCUCAACACGCUGGGCGUGUCGGUGUCGCGGAUCGACUACGCGCCGUGGGGCGUGAACCCGCCGCACAUCCACCCGCGCGCCACCGAGGUCAUCUUCGUCCUCCAGGGCUCCCUCGACGUCGGCUUCGUCACCACCGCCAACCGCCUGUACGCGAGCACCGUCUGCGCCGGCGAGGUCUUCGUCUUCCCCCGGGGGCUCGUCCACUACCAGAGGAACAACGGCGGCGGCCCCGCCGCGGUCCUCUCCGCCUUCGACAGCCAGCUGCCCGGCACACAGCCCGUCGCUGAGGCCCUCUUCGGCGCGUCGCCGCCCGUGCCCACCGACGUGCUCGCCAGGAGCUUCCAGGUCGACGGAGGAGUCGUGGAGGCUAUCAAGUCCAAGAUCCCGCCCAAGUAA
Messenger RNA from Miscanthus lutarioriparius, 687 nucleotides. The record is from the annotation of a GenBank genome assembly. NCBI's taxonomy places the organism in Eukaryota, Viridiplantae, Streptophyta, Magnoliopsida, Poales, Poaceae.